AUGACUGAGGAUGAUUGGAGAUGGCAUAUGUAUGAUACAGUAAAGAGCAGUGAUUGGUUAGGUGAUCAAGAUGCAAUACAUUACAUGUGUCAUGAAGCACCUUGGAAAGUGAUUGAACUUGAACAUUAUGGUGUUCCUUUUUCAAGAAUUGAGGAAGGCAAGAUUUAUCAAAGAGCUUUUGGUGGUCAAAGUUUACACUUUGGAGAAGCUGCAACUCUGGAGGAAUAUUAA
Entrophospora candida is the source of this 231-nucleotide messenger RNA. NCBI's taxonomy places the organism in Eukaryota, Fungi, Glomeromycota, Glomeromycetes, Entrophosporales, Entrophosporaceae. The record is from the annotation of a GenBank genome assembly.